Molecule: messenger RNA, 1104 nt
Organism: Synchytrium microbalum
Lineage: Eukaryota; Fungi; Chytridiomycota; Chytridiomycetes; Synchytriales; Synchytriaceae
Gene: SMI882
Product: threonine---tRNA ligase
Exons: 9
Coding region: 1-1104 (367 amino acids)
Biological process (GO): cytoplasmic translation
Cellular component (GO): cytoplasm
Molecular function (GO): GTPase activity; GTP binding
Source: RefSeq, a predicted model, not a curated record
AUGUCGGUCAUAGAGAAAAUCAAGGAAAUCGAGGCCGAAAUGGCUCGUACUCAAAAGAACAAGGCUACAUCAUAUCACUUGGGAUCCUUGAAGGCAAAGCUGGCGAAGCUUCGUCGAGAAUUGAUUACUCCAUCUGGAGGUGGAGGUGGAGGUCCUGGUGUUGGUUUUGAUGUAGCAAAGACCGGUGUAGCACGAGUCGGAUUUGUUGGGUUUCCUUCUGUGGGGAAAAGUACUCUAAUGAGUAAAAUUACUGGAACACAUUCUGAAGUUGGAGCUUACGAGUUCACAACAUUGACGACAGUUCCUGGUGUUAUACAAUACAAGGGAGCGAAAAUCCAGAUGUUGGAUUUGCCUGGUAUUAUUGAAGGUGCAAAAGAUGGUAAAGGUCGUGGUAGACAGGUCAUUGCUGUAGCAAGAACAUGUUCGCUCAUCUUUAUUGUUCUGGAUGUCCUCAAACCAUUAACAGACAAACGCAUCAUUGAAAAAGAAUUGGAAGGAUUUGGAAUCAGACUUAAUAAACAACCACCGCAAAUCACAUUCAAAAAGAAGGAAAAGGGUGGUGUGAAUGUGACUUCAACAGUCUCCUUGACGAAUCUAGAUUCUGACAGUGUCAAGGCUAUAUUGAGUGAAUAUCGUAUUCAUAAUGCUGAUGUUCAUUUCAAGGAGAAUGCUACUGCUGAUGACUUGAUUGAUAUCAUUGAAGGAAAUCGAAUUUAUAUACCGGCCGUAUACGUGUUGAACAAGAUUGAUCAAAUCUCCAUUGAGGAAUUGGACAUUGUGUACAGGAUUCCUCAUGCUAUACCGAUAUCAGCACACCAUGGAUGGAACUUUGAUGACUUGCUAGAAAAGAUGUGGGAGUACCUAGGAUUAGUGCGAAUAUAUACCAAACCCAAGAAUCAGCUACCCGAUUACUCUCAACCCGUGGUUAUGCGAUCGAGUGAUUCCACCAUCGAAGACUUUUGUAAUUCUAUACAUAAGGCUCUUAUCAAAGAAUUCAAGUAUGCUCUAGUAUGGGGAUCUAGUGUGAAACACAAUCCUCAAAAGGUGGGCAAAGAACAUCAAUUGCUCGAUGAGGAUGUCGUUCAAAUAGUGAAGAAGACAUAA